AUGGUCUGCAAAAAAAAUGUCUUAAACAUUAUCCCGUGUCUCGCUUUGUACUCCACACUACUCUUUCCUCUCUCCCCUUGUCUUCUUUCCUCUCUCUCCCCUUGUCUUCUUUCCUCUCUCUCCCCUUGUCUUCUUUCCUCUCUCCCCGUCCACUUCUUUCGCUUUCUCUUUCGCGCUCUCUCUAAAUUUAUUUGUUUAUUCAUCUGUCUUCUUUUUCUAUUUUUUAUUUUUUUUCUUCUUUUUUCUUCUCCUUUUUCGUCUUUUUUCUUCUCAUUUUUUCUUCUUUUUUGUCUUUUCGUCUUUUCUCUUUUUUCGUCUUUUUUUCUUUUUCGUCAUUUUUAUUCUCCUUUUUCUUCUUUUUUUUCUUCUCCUUUUUCUUUUUUUCUUCUCCAUUUUCGUCUUUUUUUCUUCUUCUUUUUCGUCUUUUUCUCCUUCUUUUUCGUCUUUUUCUCCUUCUUUUUCGUCUUUUUUCUCCUUCUUUUUCGUCUUUUUUUCUUCUUUUUCGUCUUUUAUUUUCAUUUCCUUUUCGUCUUUUAUUUUCAUUUCCCUUUCGUCUUAUUUUCAUUUCCUUUUUCGUCUUUUUUUUCAUUUCCUUUUUCGUCUUUUUUUUUCAUUUCCUUUUUCGUCUUUUUUUCUUCAUUUCCUCUUUCGUCUUUUUUUUCUUCAUUUCCUCUUUCGUCUUUUUUUUUCUUCAUUUCGUCCUUUUUUUUCAUUUACUUUUUCGUCUUUUUUUUCAUUUCCUUUUUCGUCUUUUCUUUUUUUCAUUUCCUUUUUCGUCUUUUCUUUUUUUCAUUUCCUUUUUCGUCUUUUUCUUUUUUUCAUUUCCUUUUUCGUCUUUUUCUUUUUUUCAUUUCCUUUUUCGUCUUUUUCUUUUUUUCAUUUCCUUUUUUGUCUUUUUCUUUUUUUCAUUUCCUUUUUUGUCUUUUUCUUUUUUUCUUUUUCCUUUUUCGUCUUUUUCUUUUUUUCUUUUUCCUUUUUCGUCUUUUUUUUUUCUUUUUCCUUUUUCGUCUUUUUUUUUUCUUUUUCCCUUUUUCGUCUUUUUUUUUCUUUUUCCCUUUUUCGUCUUUUUUUUCUUUUUCCCUUUUUCCCUUUUUCGUCUUUUUUUUCUUUUUCCCUUUUUCGUCUUUUUUUUCUUUUUCCCUUUUUCGUCUUUUUUUUCUUUUUCCUUUUUUCUCCCUUCCUUGUUCGUCUUUUUACUUCUUCUCCUUUUUCGUCUUUUUACUUCUUCUCCUUUUUCGUCUUUUUACUUCCUCUUCUUUUUCGUCUUUUUUUAAUUUCCUCUUCUUUUUCUUCUCUUUUCUCUUCCUCUCUUUUUUCUUUUUUCCUUUCUUUUUUCUUCUUUUUUUUCGUCUCCUUUCUUUUUUCCUAUUCUUUUCUACUUUUUUCUUCUCUUUCUCUUCCCCUUUUUCUCUCUUUUCCCUUUUCUGCACUCGAUAA
Molecule: messenger RNA, 1437 nt
Organism: Acanthosepion pharaonis
Lineage: Eukaryota; Metazoa; Mollusca; Cephalopoda; Sepiida; Sepiidae
Source: the annotation of a GenBank genome assembly